CCGCAACAGACUCUCACCUAACGCCACUACCGCUUGUGAUGAGCAACUGCAGCUUUACUCAUCCACAGACGACGGCGAGCGCGUGAAUGAUUGCAGUGUCCACCACCCUUCGAACUACAGUGACCGCUUAGAUUUGACGCUGGAGGAUGGCUCUGGAGGUGGCACCAGCAGAGGAGGGCGAUAUCGAUCGCUUGAUGGAGAUUCAGUUCUCUGCCUUUGAAUCAGAUCCUUACCACGAUGCGCUUUUUCCGGGAGAUCACUAUGCGCCGUCAACUCGGAAAGCAGCCGGGGACCGCACGAUCAUGGAAUGGCGACAGGAUCCGUCCGCUCGUUUCAUUAAGUGCACUGACCGGGAAUCUGGCGUGAUCCUCGGGUACGCCAAGUGGAACUUCUACGAGACCGAGCGCCCGCGUGAGGAAUGGGCAAAGAGCCCCGAGGUUGACUGGUACAGUGGCAGGAAGAAGGAGAUUGCUGAGAACUUCCUGGGAGCAACCGCGGCCAUGAGACAGAAGCUCUGGGGUGGCGAUCCCCACUAUCUUUUAAACAUACUAUGCGUUCACAAAGAUCACCAUCGGAGAGGCGCGGGAACAAUGCUAGUACAAUGGGGAGUCGUUCGUGCCGAACGCUUGGGUCUUCGAUCAUGUCUUGAGGCCAGUCCGGCAGGUUACCCCCUGUACUUGAGGUUAGGAUUUCGUCAGGUUGAUACUGUUGUCGUCAAGGCUGCUGAUUGGGACGGGAGCUUUGACCGACACUACAUCGUCAUGCUGAAACAACCGGAGGAAUUUACAAGCGUAACGGCGCAUGAGAGGUAGACGAAUCAGGGAGAUGAGAGCCCUAGCACUUGACGCAUAACGGUUGCGACUGCCGACGUCUCGUCAACGUCUUCCAACAACACCUGCUUCUUACCCGAGCUUUCGGGAAGUAGUGUGAUGGCGUGGUUAUUUCUGGUAUGUCACUCGUCAGCUCGAUAUGCGGCUAAUAUAGUGUAUAUGCACCUUCCUCGUGCUCGUCUCCAAAUGUUCCCGGAAACGCAGGAAGAAGUUCAGACAACAAGCAAGUUCUUAG
This is a messenger RNA of Baudoinia panamericana UAMH 10762, 1065 nucleotides long. RefSeq lists its product as uncharacterized. Lineage: Eukaryota; Fungi; Ascomycota; Dothideomycetes; Mycosphaerellales; Teratosphaeriaceae. The coding region runs from base 147 to 812 and encodes 221 amino acids. The record is from RefSeq and is a predicted model, not a curated record. Gene Ontology annotation, molecular function: acyltransferase activity, transferring groups other than amino-acyl groups. The transcript has 3 exons.